AUGUCAACUAGCUCAUAUAGUACAGCCUACCUUAUCAUCCCUUUCUUCAAUAUUAUUAUUGAUCAUGUUGAAGAUACAGCAGAUUUAAGUGAAGGUGAAGUGACUGGAAAAAUCCAGAUAGCAGCUAAAGCAGCAAGAGAUAAGUUAGUACGAUAUUAUUCAAAAACAAAUAUGUUUAUGAUGUUGUGUACAGCAUUAGAUCCAAGAAGAAAGCUUUAUUAUUUUAUGAAGAAAGGAUUUCUAGAUGAUGAUAUCAGUGAAACAAAAAUGCU
Messenger RNA from Entrophospora candida, 272 nucleotides. Lineage: Eukaryota; Fungi; Glomeromycota; Glomeromycetes; Entrophosporales; Entrophosporaceae. The record is from the annotation of a GenBank genome assembly.